Molecule: messenger RNA, 1838 nt
Organism: Thalassophryne amazonica
Lineage: Eukaryota; Metazoa; Chordata; Actinopteri; Batrachoidiformes; Batrachoididae
Gene: gcm2
Product: glial cells missing transcription factor 2
Exons: 8
Coding region: 277-1677 (466 amino acids)
Biological process (GO): regulation of transcription by RNA polymerase II; gliogenesis
Cellular component (GO): nucleus
Molecular function (GO): DNA-binding transcription activator activity, RNA polymerase II-specific; RNA polymerase II cis-regulatory region sequence-specific DNA binding
Source: RefSeq, a predicted model, not a curated record
AAACAGGACUGAGAGUGUUUCAUUUGUUUCUUACAAACCCUCGGUCCUCCUCCUUUUUCUUAUCCACCCUCCUCCCCCUGCUCCUCACCUCCUGCCCUCCUCUUGCUUCCUCCUCCUCUCACCUGUUCUCAGACUUACCUCACACUCGGAGCCGCACGCACUCAACCACACUUUCAUUUUGUGACUGAACUUCUCAGCCUUGUGUUUCAUGUCUCAGGCGGUUCUUUUCAGGGUUUAAAAAGCUUUUAAAAUUGGACAGAUUGAAUCUGGAGUGAGAUGUCUGGAGCAGAGGACCGUGAGGAGGCGGACUGUGUGUGUUCAGUUGGGAUGAAGCUCACGUGGGAUAUUAAUGAUCCCAAACUGCCACAGGACAUGAAGCAAUUUGAUCCAUUCCAGGAGUGGACAGAUGGUUAUGUUCGAUAUAUCUACAGCGCUGAAGACAAGAAUGCUCAGAGACAUCUUUCAGGAUGGGCCAUGAGAAACACCAACAAUCAUAACUGCCAAAUCCUAAAGAAGUCAUGUCUGGGUGUGGUCAUCUGUUCCCGAGGCUGCACGCUGCCUGAUGGAUCCAGACUGCAGCUUCGUCCUGCCAUCUGUGACAAGGCUCGCCAGAAACAGCAAAAGAAACUGUGUCCCAGUUGUAAUGGCACUCUGGAGUUGUUGGCGUGUCGUGGACAUAGUGGUUAUCCUGUCACCAACUUUUGGAGAGUUGAUGGAAAAGCCAUUUUCUUCCAGGCUAAAGGUGUCCAUGAUCAUGCCAGACCAGAGUCAAAGUCAGAGACUGAAGCAAGGAGAAGCUCGGUGAAGAGACGACUCAGCUCACCUGCAUUCACACACAAGAGACGCCUCAUGGAGACACAGGCUCUGGGCACCGCAUUCCUUUCCUGUGUGGAGCCACCAGAGAGAAUCUCCUUUGACUCAAACAUCCCUCUCCAGUCACAUUACCCAGCAUUCCAGGGCCCCGAGUCUUACUACAACGCCCACAACACACUAGCAGAGUCCCCAGCUGCACUGCAGAAACCGGCCAAUCCUAGACUGUAUAUGAGCCGACCCAGCUAUGACUUCCCAGGAUACUUAACAUCUCCUUCUUACCCUGUGACCUCUGACCUCUGUGACCACAGGGUGGCUCCAGUCCUGGGCUCCACCUCCUCCACCUCUUCUUUGUCUGCUCCUCUCUCCUCUUCUGCUUCAACCUCCUUUGAGCCACAGGCUAAACCUGUUCCUGGCUGGAAGGAGCUGCUGAAGAACUCUACCUCGUAUGGUGACAACCACCAUUACUAUAGCACAGAAUACCCCUGUCGUUACCCUGGAAACACCCCAGGAUCCCCUGCAGCACUAAAGACCAUCAUCACCACAACAACAAAGGUGUCCUAUCAGCCCUGUCCAAAACCUCCAACAGCACUCCCUUCAUACCAGCCAUGCUCCAAACCUCCAGCUGGUCUCCCAUCUUAUCAGUCCUGUGCUCCUCCAAAACAAUCAGGUCUCUCCAGUUGGUCCCCAUUGCUGGAGGACACUGCCUCAACUUACUCCACUGAGGUCAAAGUGAUGGAGGAGACAGGAGGAGUCAUUAAAUCAGUGUCAUUCCAGCCUGAAUCUCUGCAGACCAAGACAGAGCGAGGUGAUGGCUAUGACUACCGCUAUGCAUAUACUAAUGCCUACCGCUACGACGACUACUAAUCAUUGUUUCCAUGACAACUGAUACCACUGUUACUACAACAACAGUGCAUCCAGAAAGUUUUCACAACACUUCACUUUUUCCACAUUUUGUUAUGUUACAGCCUUUUUCCAAAAUGGAGUAAAUUCCCUCAAAAUUCUACUUACAACACCCCACAAUGACA